Molecule: messenger RNA, 1581 nt
Organism: Paramecium tetraurelia
Lineage: Eukaryota; Ciliophora; Oligohymenophorea; Peniculida; Parameciidae
Exons: 3
Source: RefSeq, a predicted model, not a curated record
AUGAAUACACAAUACCAAGGAUUUUUUACUCAAAAGCAUUCGUACGAUUUCGACGAAUUUGUUUACAAAAGUACAAGAAACUAGUAAAUGUUGGUUUUUCUGUUAAUGACAUUCUUUGCCUUAUUCAGGAUUGUCUCAAUAUUAUUAACAGGGAAAUCUUUUUAUAUUCUUUACGGAGGUGGGUUUUUAAUCUAUACAAUUAUACUACUAGUGAUUUCUUACAAAGGAAAAAUAUGGGUUAAGAAAUACGGGAAUCUUUUGACUUGUUGCGUCCUCAGUUUGCUGUAAAUAUAAUAAUAUCAAAUAAACAACUUAGAAGAACUUCAAUAAAAUUCAUCAUUAAAUAUGAUCUUUUUAAUGAUUGUAUAUAGUAUUUUGAAUCUAAAAGGAGCUUGUUUUUAGAUGAUUGUUUUCAUUGGAUUAAAAACCUGGAUUCAAAUAUCUGAAAAGGGAAAUUUCAGCAUUCUUAAUUUUGUCUUUUAUUUGCUGGAGGGAAUAUCAAUUGGAUUGUUUGUUUAUUUCCAAUAGCAAGGUCUUAAUAUUAGAUUUUCUGAAGAAUGUUUUUAAAAAUAACUAUUUCGGUUUUUGCCCGAUUUGGUACAAAAUUAAUUUAUGAUGUUUAACUUAGAGUAAAAAAGUUCGAGUUUUCACUUACGAUUUUAGAGUUAGAUCACUUCCAUCAAAUGGGAUGAUUCCAAUGCACCAACAUCCAAUCUCCGGGCUUUUCUAAGGAAUACUUAUUACUAGGAUCAAUCACUGGAAUAAUAUAUCUUAUCAAGAAACGACCCAAACUACAAUAAUUACAAUCAUUAUUAUGCUCAAAACUUGAUUGUUCACAAUAUAGAUAAUAAUCAAUCUUCAAUCGAAAUUAAUUAUGUUGAAUGUUUUCUUGGUCAAAAAUAUUAUCUAAUCACUUUCAAUGAAAACAAAUACGAUUGUUUGGAAAGCAUUAAUAACUCACUAAUCACAAGCAUCAAUAGAAAUUAGUAACUUACUAUUAGUUUCUUAAAAAAACAACUCAACCAAAUUUCCACAAUAUUGACCACAAAAAAUUACAUUUAACCAUUAGCUAAAUUGAAGAUUCACUGUAUGUAUUUUCUAGGCAAAUUUUAAUAAGUUAAUAGUUUUUCGUAAAUAGAUCGUAAAAUCAAAGACAUCAACCUCACAAAACUCUUACAACUAAUGGUUAACCUCUAUUGCAAUGCUUAUUAUCCCGUUCAAAUAGAAUUAUAGUCGGAAGAAUAUUAUGAUUUCUACAUUUACAGUAAUGAGGAAUUGAUUCAAACCUUCUUUCAAAUACUAUGCCAAUUAUUGAUUCGAUUAAAAGCAAAUUAAUUACGAAAUUAGUUGAUUUUUGGAUAAGAUUAAAAAUCGUCGAAAUUGUUUUAUAUUGUUAUAAAAACUGAGUGUUAUUAGGAAUAUAAAAUGUAACUUCAGAAUAACCCUUUCUUUUAGAAAAUAUAGAGAAGGUUGUGUCCAAAUCUCGACAUUCUCGCAUAACAUUAGUCUGUGAAAUUAUAUCUUUAUAAAAAUUAUUAACCUUUGGAAGAAAUGAGGGAGUUUGAAGAUGAAAUUAUUUGA